CCUGGCGGGAGGGGGCGGAGCCUGCGGCGCGCUGGCGCGCCUCUCCCCCCGCCCAUCCCGCGCCGCUAUCGGCGGCCCCGUCCCGGUGCCGGUGCCGGGUCCCGGGUCCCGGUGGCGGUCCCGGUGCCGGUCCCGGCCAUGCCCCCCGCCCGUGCCGAUUACCUGGCGCCCUGGUGGGCGGCCUGGCUGCAUGGGGUGCCGCACCGCGACCUGCGCCUGCAGCCCGUGCCCGCCGCCUUCCGCCCGCGGGACCCCGAAUACCAGCAGUCGCUGCUGUUCCUGGGCUUGGUGGCCGCCGUCUGCCUCGGCCUCAACCUCCUCUUCCUCACCUCCUACCUGCUGUGCCUGUGCUGCUGCAAGAGGGACGAGGAGCCCGACCCCAAGCGGCCCCACUCCUGCUGUGUCACCUGGAUGGCCGUCACCGCCGGCCUCAUCUGCUGCACGGCCGUCGGGAUCGGCUUUUAUGGGAACAGCGAGACCAACGAUGGGGUCUACCAGCUCCUCUACGCCCUGGACAACGCCAACCACACCCUGACCGGCAUCGACGCCCUGGUCGCGGGCAGCACGCAGCGGCUGCGGGGGGGGCUGGAGCAGCACCUGGGGAGGCUGAGCGAGGUGCUGGCCCCCCGGGCCGACUACCUGCAGACCCUCAAGUUCCUCCAGCAGCUGGCAGCCACCGUGAUCCUACAACUUUCGGGGCUGCCCCCCUGGCACGGGGUCAGCGCCCAGCUCACCACCCUGGCCGCCCGUGCUGCCUACGUGGAGUAUUACCGGUGGCUGGCUUACCUCCUCUUCUUCAUCCUCGUCCUCGCCGUCUGCCUGCUGGGCUGCCUGGGGCUGGCCAAGCGCUCCCGCUGCCUCCUCACCGUGAUGCUGUGCUGUGGGCUCCUCACCCUCGUCCUCAGCUGGGCUUCCAUGGCCCUGGACACGGCGGCGGCGGUGGGCACCAGCGAUUUCUGCGUGGCCCCGGACAAGUUCAUCAUGAACCAGACAGAGAGCGAGAUCAGCGCGGAGGUGGCUCACUACUACCUGUACUGCGAGCAGAGCCUCAGCAACCCCUUCCAGCAGGCUCUCACCGUCCUCCAGCACUCGCUCACCACCAUGCAGAUCCAGACCCAGGGGCUGAUCCAGUUCGCUCUGCCCCUCUUCCCCACGGCUGAGAAAGACCUCCUGGGGGUCCAGCAGCUCCUCAACGCCUCGGAGACCAGCCUGCACCAGCUCACGGCCAUGCUGGACUGCCGGGGGCUGCACAAGGACUACCUGGACGCCCUGAUCGGCAUCUGCUACGACGGGGUGGAGGGGCUGCUCUACCUCGUCCUCUUCUCCCUGCUGGUGGCCGCCUCCUUCUCCACCAUCAUCUGCGCCACGCCGCGCGCCUGGAAGCACUUGGCGGGCAGGGAUCGGGAUUACGAUGACAUGGACGAGGAGGACCCCUUCAACCCGCAGGCGCGCCGCAUCGCCGCGCACAACCCGGCGCGGGGGCAGCUCCGCAGCUUCUGCAGCUACAGCAGCAGCCUGGGCAGCCAGAGCAGCCUGCACCCCCCCGCGCAGACCAUCUCCAACGCCCCCGUCUCCGAGUACAUGAACCAAGCCGUGCUCUUCGGGGGGAACCCACGCUACGAGAACGUGCCCCUGAUCGGCAGGGGGUCUCCCCCCCCCACGUACUCCCCGAGCAUGCGAGCCACCUACCUGGCCGUCACCGAUGAGCACGUCAGGCCCUUCAACACCGAAUUCCCAGCCUAGUGCUGGUCCCUGAGCCACUCUGUGGAGGAGAAGAAGCCCCCAGUGCUCCCGUGACGGAAACCAAAGACCCCCGGCUCCCCACACCACGGGUCCGGGGCAGCCCCCCCGGGAGAGGCGGACGAGCCGUUGGCUGAUGGAGCCCCCCAAGGCCCCCCUCUCCUCCCUCGGCAGCUUCUGCUGGCUCUCACGUCUUCCUGCCUGCCUUACGGGACGCGUCCCGGCACUCACAGCGGGUCUCCGGCCGGCAGAGGGGCUGGGUUUGGGUCGUGCCCACCGCCUUCUCCCCCCUUCCCACCCGUGCCAGCUUUGGGGUUUUCAUGCCACGGAUGGGGGCCGCGUUUUGGCUUCCUUUUUUUUUUUCUGGAGGGGGAAGAUCAGGGCUGUGGGCUGCCUGCCCCGCGUGCUCCUUCCCCCCCGCUAGCAAUGCAGACCCGACCACUAGUGAUCCCAACGCCUUCCCCGCGUCCCCCCCUGCUGCCCCCUGGCCCUGGGUUUGGGGUGUGGGAUGGGGAUGGUUUUGGCCUUGCUGUUUUUUCUGUGCUUCGUGUCUGGGUUUUAGGUGGCACACAGCGGCCGAGGUGUUCAGCUGGGGCUGUGGGCAUUUUUGGGCAGCUCUGCUCCCUGGGGCAGGCUCCCCUCUUUGGUGCAGGAUGGCUCUGGGGUAACCACAACCCCCCCCUGGAGAGGUUUAGGGACUACUCAGGCAUCCCCAGAGCAGGAUUCAGCUGUGCCAAGAGGGGAAGGGACAUCCCCACCGUCCUGCCUGGCAUUGCCAGGGCUUGGGGCUAAGCAAGGGCUCAGCUCCUGGGAUGGAGCCAGGGAAGAACCAGCAGGGGCUGAACCAGAUCCUGUGUGGCUGUUCGUUUUGGCGUGGGCUGCCCCAAAAACCUCCAGGCUCCCGUGUUGCUGGUGUUGGUCGUCCAUCCCUCCCUGCUCAGCGAGCAGCACGGGCUGCCCGCGGGGCCAGCAGAGCCCUGCUGGGCUAUUACUUGAUGGCAGUGACUCACUGUGUCUUUUAAAGAUAACUUGUACAUAUCCUCUCGUCCCCCCUUACAUGUGACUAGCAUUACGUGCUGUUGGAACUUCCCAUUUUUUGUUUUUUUUUUUUAUUAUUUUUAUUUUUGCUUUUAACGUUUUGGUGUAACGGUACUGGUAGCAGAGCUGUUCCUCGACGCAUGUGAACUAACCUCAUUAGGGCUCCUGGGAGGAGUGGGAGUCCUGCCUGAUUUGUAUGUGCCCUUGAGGGGAAAAGACAAUAAACACUUGUACUAAACUCA
Molecule: messenger RNA, 3020 nt
Organism: Anas platyrhynchos (mallard)
Lineage: Eukaryota; Metazoa; Chordata; Aves; Anseriformes; Anatidae
Gene: TTYH2
Product: tweety family member 2
Cellular component (GO): plasma membrane
Molecular function (GO): intracellularly calcium-gated chloride channel activity; volume-sensitive chloride channel activity
Source: RefSeq, a predicted model, not a curated record